GGCUGAAUUGAGACGCAGAUUGUGAGUCCAAGAUGGCGGACUGAAGACGUUUUCAAAUUUACGACCUAAUACUUUUAUAUAUUCACGAAGAUUCGUCGUUUCUUUAAGCCCAUGAAACAGAAGAUGAGUUUGGAGCGACAGAGUGUUAGCUGACGUGAAGACUGAAGACGUGAUAGAAGAUGGACGACUACUGCUAUGAUAAGAUGGCGACGUCCGGUAAAAGAGAAAGUGAAAGAGAAUCGGCGGAGAACAAGACGAUAGCUGAAGACAAAAAUGAGCGAGUUGAAGUUUCCAAUAACGUCAUUUUGGAGGCAAUCGUAAGCCCUGAACAGAGCGUCGAUGAGAAAUUAGCCGACGUUGUUGAAGAAUGUAAAGAAAGAGCCGCCAUGAUUGUUAGCUUGAAGAAGGCAGUGGAGUUCACAUCAGAGGAGAUGAAAGAAUGCAAAAGUCAAAUGAAGAAAGUGGAAGAGCAAAACAAGCGCUUGUGUAAAGAAAAUAAUGAUGUGAAAGAAGAGAUGUUGGGGAAGAGUAAGAGAUGUGAAGAGAAGACUGGACCACAUGUCUACAUCAACGCGCAGAGGAUUGGAGACGUCCAGCAGAUGAUUGGUCAUCCAGAAGAAGUUCCACCUCAGCUGCCGGGUGAUGGCUCCACUUUGAAGCAAGAGCAUCCAUGGUCCCCCCACAUUAAAGAGGAAGAAAAGGAAAUAUUGAUAACGCAAGAGACUAACCUCAACCAGCUGCCACUGGCUGUUGUCUCUGUGAAGACUGAAGAUGAUGAAGAGAAACCACAACCAGACCACCUCUUAGCUCCACUAUCAGAUAGUGAGGUUGAAGACGACUUUGAAGAACCUUUGAGCAGCGAUAAAGACUGUGAAGAUGAUAUGAGGACUCACACUGACAACAAACACUCUGGAUGCUCAAAAACAAAAAAGGGAGAUAUGACAUGUUUGAUUUUCUCAGCUUGUGGCUCCACUCAUGAGAGCAAUUUGGCAAGACACAUGAGAACACACACAGAGGAGAAAUCAUAUAAUUGUUCGGUUUGCGGUAAAAGAUUGUCAUGUCAGAAUUUGGCAAGACACAUGAGAACACACACAGAGGAGAAAUCAUAUAAUUGUUCGGUUUGCGGUAAAAUAUUGUCAUGUAAGAAUUUGGCAAGACACAUGAGAACACACACAGAGGAGAAAUCAACUAAUUGUUCAGUUUGCGGUAAAAGAUUGUCAUGUCAGAAUUUGGCAAGACACAUGAGAACACACACAGAGGAGAAAUCUACUAAUUGUUCAGUUUGCGGUAAAAGAUUGUCAUGUCAGAAUAGUUUGACAAGACACAUGAGAACACACACAGGAGAGAAACCUUUUAAUUGCACGGUGUGCAGUAAAAGAUUUUCUUUGAAGACCAGAUUGACUGAACACAUGAGAACGCACACAGGAGAGAAACCAUUUAUUUGUGCGGUUUGUGACAAAACAUUUACUCGUAAGUACUAUUUGAACGGACACAUGAGAACGCACACUGAAGAGAACCCAGUUAUUUGUCCAGUGUGUGGUAAAAGAUUUUCUUUGAACACCAAUAUGUCAGAACACAUGAGAACACACUCAGGAGAGAAACAGUUUAGCUGUUCAGUUUGUGGUAAAGCAUUUCACCGGCGGGCAGAUCUGCCAAGACACAUGCGAACGCACACAGGAGAGAAACCAUUUAGUUGUUCGGUGUGCGGCAAAAGAUUUUCCUGUCGGAUAAAUUUGUCACGACAUACACGAACACACACAGGAGAGAAGCCUUAUAAAUGUUCAGUUUGUAGUAAGAGAUUUUUUGAUAAUACCAACCUGAAAGAACACAUGCGAUCACACACUGGUGAGAAACCACUCAGUUGUUCAGUUUGUGGUAAAACAUUUUCCCGCAAGUCAGCUCUGAUUGGGCAUAUGAUAACACACACUGGAGAGAAAAAAUUUAAUUGUUCAGUUUGCUGUAAAAGAUUUUCUCGCAAAUCGGAUUUGCGGGCACACAUGAGUGUACACACCGGAGAGAAACGAUUUGGUUGUUCAGUUUGUGGUAAAAGAUUUUCUCAAAGCUCAUCUCUGACUGGGCAUACGAUAACACACACUGGAGAGAAACCAUUUCUUUGUUCAGUUUGUGGUAAUAGAUUUUCCCAUAAGUCCAAUUUGAUAAAACACGUGAGAGUGCACAGAAGAGAGAAACCAUUCAGUUGUUCAGUUUGCUGUUUAAGCUUUUCUGACAGGAGAGUUUUAAAUCGACACAUAAUGAAACAUACUGGAAAAUAAAACAUUUAGUUGUUCAAAAUGUGGUCCAAGAUGCUGGAGAAAUACACUUACAUUAGGACCCUAGACCACGCACAGGAGAACAAACAUUCAGCUGUUCAGUGUCGAGGGGUUGGGAUUUUUCAACAUUUCCCACAAUGCAUUGCCGUUGGCCAUAUUAGAAGGAUUCGUUGGCAUCACGCCCAUUGUUGCUGGUCAUUCCAGCUUUGAUAAUAAUAAUGCCGACGACACGUGCGAUUGUCAUCUGCCACAAUGGAGGUAGGAGAGAUAUUACCAGCUUCUAUCGCAUUCUAAGCAUAUUUCUGUCAAACAGAAGAGAAAUCUGCUAUCAUAAGAUUAUCACUUUUUAGGUUACUUCUCACUUGUGACAAUACACUUCUUUGGUUUGACAACUGAAGGGAUUUUUUUCUUUGUGUUUAAGCAGGUGUCAAGUCAAACUUUGUUGGUGCCAAAAUCUUUUAACUCACACAAAUACUUCUAAAAUGUAUUUUAUUCAGUGUGUGUUUCAAUGAUUUGUUUUGAUCAUAGUUUCCUUCUGAGUUAAUCUGUUAUAGUUAACUCAGCAUGAAAUGUUUUUAUCCUGUGAGUGUGAGUGAUGCUAAGAACAGCAGCUACACAACUUUGAUUAGUUGAGAACAACAUACAUGGGGUUUUCCUCACCUUCCUUUGGAUUACAGAAGUGUACAUCAAUGAUCAUGAAAUUGUGUUUGUGUUGUGACGAUGUUGUAUAGUAGUGUUGCACACAAACACACAAAACUAUGUAUUAUUAUUUGUAUAUAUGUGUGCUACAAUACAACUCUUACUGUAACCUUUUUAGAAAAUAUACUUUAAGAAUUGUGACUCCAGCCGAUACAACAAUUGGAUAACAAUUUUCUGCAUUGAGGAGCUGAUUUAAUGAUAUAUUUAUUAAGGCCCCAUAUAAUAUGUUUGAUAUAAUAAUGACUCAGUCAGUACUAGUGACUUGGAACAGAUUUGUAACAAUGUGACACCAGUGCAAUUAGUUUAAAGGCCUACUGAAAUGAUUUUUUUUAUUUAAACGGGGAUAGCAGAUCCAUUCUACGUGUCAUACUUGAUCAUUUCACGAUAUUGCCAUAUUUUUGCUGAAAGGAUUUAGUAGAGAACAUCGACGAUAAAGUUCGCAACUUUUGGUCGCUGAUUAAAAAAAAGCCUUGCCUGUACCGGAAGUAGCGUGACGUCACAGGUUGAAAGGCUCCUCACAUUUCCCCAUUGUUUACACCAGCAGCGAGAGCGAUUCGGACCGAGAAAGCGACGAUUACCCCAUUAAUUUGAGCGAGGAUGAAAGAUUCGUGGAUGAGGAACGUGAGAGUAAAGGACUAGAGUGCAGUGCAGAACGUAUCUUUUUUCGCUCUGACUGUAACUUAGGAUUUGUAUUUUAAACCACCUGGGAUACUAUAUCCUCUUGAAAAUGAGAGUCGAGAACGCGAAAUGGACAUUCACAGUGACUUUUAUCUCCACGACAAUACAUCGGUGAAGCACUUUAGCUACGGAGCUAACGUGAUAGCAUUGUGCUUUAAUGCAGAUAGAAACAAGAGAAAUAAGCCCCUGACUGGAAGGAUAGACAGCAGAUCAACAAUACUACUAUCAGGAGACACCGAACCAAACACUGGACCUGUAACCACACGGUUAAGGCCUGUCGAAGCCUAGCAAUGCUGUUGCUAACGACGCCAUUGAAGCUAACUUAGCUACGGGACCUCGUCAGAGCUAUGCUAAAAACACUAGCGCUCCACCUACGCCAGCCCUCAUCUGCUCAUCAACACCCGUGCUCACCUGCGUUCCAGCGAUGGACGGCGCGACGAAGGACUUCCCCCGAUCAUCGAUGCGGUCGGCGGCUAGCGUCGGAUAGCGCGUCUGCUAUCCAAUUCAAAGUCCUCCUGGUUGUGUUGCUGCAGCCGGCCGCUAAUACACCGAUCCCACCUAUAGCUUUCUUCUUUGCAGUCUCCAUUGUUCAUUGAACAAAUUGCAAAAGAUUCACCAACACAGAUGUCCAGAAUACUGUGGAAUUUUGCCAUGAAAACAGAGCUGUUUGUAUUGGGAUACAAUGUGUCCCAAUACUUCCGUUUCAACCAAUGACGUCACGCGCAUACGUCAUCAUACAUAGACGUUUUCAAGCGGAAGUUUCCCGGGAAAUUUAAAAUGUCACUUUAUAAGUUAACCCGGCCGUAUUGGCAUGUGUUGCAAUGUUAAGAUUUCAUCAUUGAUAUAUAAACUAUCAGACUGCGUGGUCGCUAGUAGUGGCUUUCAGUAGGCCUUUAAUC
This is a messenger RNA of Entelurus aequoreus (snake pipefish), 4546 nucleotides long. Its product is annotated as zinc finger protein 260-like. Lineage: Eukaryota; Metazoa; Chordata; Actinopteri; Syngnathiformes; Syngnathidae. Gene Ontology annotation, molecular function: DNA-binding transcription activator activity, RNA polymerase II-specific; RNA polymerase II cis-regulatory region sequence-specific DNA binding. Gene Ontology annotation, cellular component: nucleus. Gene Ontology annotation, biological process: regulation of transcription by RNA polymerase II. The coding region runs from base 180 to 2273 and encodes 697 amino acids. The transcript is spliced from 2 exons. The record is from RefSeq and is a predicted model, not a curated record.